Molecule: messenger RNA, 1677 nt
Organism: Stegostoma tigrinum
Lineage: Eukaryota; Metazoa; Chordata; Chondrichthyes; Orectolobiformes; Stegostomatidae
Gene: hsd11b1la
Product: hydroxysteroid (11-beta) dehydrogenase 1-like a
Exons: 8
Coding region: 63-1001 (312 amino acids)
Cellular component (GO): intracellular membrane-bounded organelle
Molecular function (GO): oxidoreductase activity
Source: RefSeq, a predicted model, not a curated record
CUAACGUGUCAAUAAAACCUCUCAUUCACCAUGCUUUGCCGUUGGAAUUUGGAUACUCAGAAAUGGCAGGCUUUAAAAGCUUUUUCAUUCUCAUUUUAACGGUUUCUGCAGGGCUUUUGGCAAUAUUGUGGAGAGACAAUUUUGAUUUUGAACACAAAAAAUACACCCAGCAGGUGCUUUUAAAAUCCAGACUCUUGACUAAGAAGUUACUCACUGGUUCCCGUGUCCUACUGACUGGUGCAAGUAGAGGAAUAGGGGAACAGAUGGCAUAUCAUUAUGCCAGAUUUGGUGCUGAACUUGUAAUAACUGCACGCAAUGAAACUCGUCUAAAACAAGUUGCGGAGAAAUGUCUGGAACUAGGUGCAAAGAAAGUCUAUUCCUAUCCUGUGGAUAUGUCACUUCCAAUGAACCCAGAGCUGGUGGUGCAGUUUGCGCUGGAGAAGCUGGGUUCUUUGGAUUAUUUAGUCUUGAAUCACAUUGGGUAUGAUCCCUUCCAGAUGUGGAAUGGAAAUGCUGAGAAUGUCAGUUGGCUGAUGCAAGUGAACUUCCUGAGUUAUGUCCGGCUGACAGCUGCUGCAUUCCCCACUUUAAUCAAAAACAAUGGGUCCAUUGUUGUCAUCUCUUCUCUUUGUGGAAAGCUGGCCAUUCCUUAUGCAGCAUCAUAUUCAGCUUCAAAAUUUGCUCUGGAUGGUUUCUUUACCUCCCUGCGUCAUGAGCUCGCAUUGCAGGGGAGAAACGUGUCAAUCACACUGUGCAUCCUUGGAAUGAUUGACACCGAUUCAACUAUGGAGAAAGUCAAAACCAUGAACAUUAGAAUGAUGGUUUCGCCAGCUUCUGAAUCUGCACUGGCUAUCAUCAAAGGAGGAGCCGUGAGAGCUCGGGAGAUUUAUUACCCAUGGUGGAUCGCUCUGACUGUGAGCGUCCGAGACUGGUUUCCUGAAAUGAGGGACAAGGUGAUCCGCAGUUCCUUUGCGGGGAAAAGCAAAGAAGAUGGAGGCUAACCUCUCGCUGUGGUCUGUCACUGCAGAAACUCAACAAGGGUGAGACAGAACACAGAGACAGACCAUUUCACCCAACCAGUUUAUGGUGGUAUUUACUCUCCAUGCCCACAAAUAGUACCAGCUAGCUUUUCAACAGUUUAAAUUACUUCUCCCAUUGUUUGAAUCACAAAGGACACAACCAUAGGAUGUUUUGUUUAAGGUGCAGGGUCGUCAUUAGAGCCUGGGAUGUCAUGACAGAGACUGAAAUAGGAUCUAAAUUAAUCCUUAAAGGCACAUAUCUUUAAAAUAAACUAUAGAAGAGUGCAGAGACAGAUCUAAGAGAAUGAGACUAAUUAUUCCUCUCAAAAACUGGUACGUGUGUGUGGGGCUAUUGCUCUGGGUAUCAAGUUAACAUUAUAAUUGAAUGCUUAUGCCUACAGUUUAUGGCCAUAUAUUUAGCCAUCAGCCUCGACUGGAGAAUGGGGUGAUUUGCAAGUUGCUUUGCCAUGCAUGUUCCCUGUCUUCCGUCAUGUCACUGUGUACUUCGGUGUUCUUGUGCUGAUUGCUGAAUCACUGCAGGAUGCGACAGAAGGCAAGAGAGCCCCUGAAAGUGACUUGGUUGAAACAGCAGUAGUAAUGAUGGAUUAUUGCCGAGGUCAGCAAACAAAUGCAGCCAAAGUUGGUCAUCAUUAUUCAA